This is a messenger RNA of Neoarius graeffei (lesser salmon catfish), 1362 nucleotides long. RefSeq names its product tubulin alpha-8 chain-like. The transcript is spliced from 4 exons. The record is from RefSeq and is a predicted model, not a curated record. The coding region runs from base 4 to 1362 and encodes 452 amino acids. Gene Ontology annotation, cellular component: microtubule; cytoplasm. Gene Ontology annotation, molecular function: structural constituent of cytoskeleton; GTP binding. Gene Ontology annotation, biological process: mitotic cell cycle; microtubule cytoskeleton organization. NCBI's taxonomy places the organism in Eukaryota, Metazoa, Chordata, Actinopteri, Siluriformes, Ariidae.
GUGAUGCAGAAGAGGGAGUGUAUCUCUGUGCACAUUGGUCAAGCAGGAGUCCAGAUGGGGAAUUCCUGCUGGGAGUUGUAUUGCCUGGAGCAUGGCAUCCAGCCUGAUGGGAUGAUCUCUUCUAACAGCACUAACUUGGCUGAUUCUUCUUUUGGUACCUUCUUUAAUGAAACUGGAUCUAGAAAAUAUGUUCCACGAGCUGUUUUUGUUGACUUGGAGCCAACAGUUGUAGACGAGAUUAGGACUGGAUGUUAUCGUCAACUUUACCACCCUGAACAGCUAAUCAAUGGCAAAGAGGAUGCAGCUAACAACUAUGCCCGUGGUCACUACACCAUUGGCAAGGAGAUUGUAGACUCGGUCCUUGAUCGCAUACGAAAAAUGGCUGACCAGUGUACGGGUCUGCAAGGAUUCCUGAUCUUCCACAGCUUUGGCGGUGGGACUGGGUCUGGUUUCACCUCUCUGCUGAUGGAACGCUUAUCUGUCGACUAUGGCAAAAAAUCAAAGCUGGAGUUCUCGGUCUACCCUGCUCCUCAGGUUUCCACUGCAGUGGUAGAGCCCUAUAAUUCUAUCUUAACCACUCACACCACCCUUGAGCACUCGGAUUGCUCCUUCAUGGUGGACAAUGAGGCUAUCUUUGACAUUUGCAAGCGCAAUUUGGGCAUAGACCGCCCAUCCUACAACAAUCUGAACAGGCUAAUUGCACAGGUUGUUUCUUCCAUCACUGCUUCUUUACGAUUUGAUGGUGCCCUCAAUGUGGAUCUAACAGAGUUCCAGACCAAUUUGGUUCCAUACCCUCGUAUCCAUUUCCCACUGGUUACCUACGCCCCCAUCGUAUCUGCUGAGAAAGCUUACCAUGAGCAGCUGUCUGUGGCUGAGAUCUCGAAUGCUUGCUUUGAGCCAGCCAACCAGAUGGUGAAAUGUGACCCUCGCCGUGGCAAAUACAUGGCCUGUUGCUUGCUCUAUCGUGGUGACGUAGUACCUAAAGACGUCAAUGCUGCUAUUGCAAGCAUCAAGACCCGUCGCUCAAUCCAGUUUGUGGACUGGUGUCCCACAGGCUUCAAGGUGGGAAUCAACUACCAGCCCCCCACUGUAGUGCCUGGUGGGGAUCUGGCCAAGGUCCAAAGGGCUGUAUGCAUGCUGAGUAACACCACUGCAAUUGCGGAAGCCUGGAGUCGCUUGGACCACAAGUUUGACCUGAUGUAUGCAAAGCGGGCAUUUGUACACUGGUAUGUUGGUGAGGGAAUGGAAGAAGGGGAGUUCUCAGAGGCCAGAGAAGACCUGGCUGCCUUGGAGAAAGAUUAUGAGGAGGUUGGAGCAGAUUCUCCUGAAGAUUGUGAGGAAGAUGGUGAGGAAGAGUACUAG